Molecule: messenger RNA, 1204 nt
Organism: Scomber scombrus (Atlantic mackerel)
Lineage: Eukaryota; Metazoa; Chordata; Actinopteri; Scombriformes; Scombridae
Exons: 5
Coding region: 1-993 (330 amino acids)
Source: RefSeq, a predicted model, not a curated record
AUGAAAACCGGUUCAGUUCUGCUGUUGCUGGUCUUCCUGGGGACAUGCUUGGCUGACCAACACUACCAAAAUUUGGCCUUGCGUGGCACAGCAACUCAGUCACAGCGCUUGAGGGGAAAGACCGAUGUUUUUGGGGCUGCUUACAAUGCCAUUGAUGGAAACCGUGAAGCUCGUUUUACCGCCGGUUCAUGCAGCCACACUGCAAAAAUGACCAACCCCUGGUGGAGGGUGGACCUGCUGGACUCCUACAUGGUCCUCACUAUCAUCAUCACCAACAGAGGAGAUUGCUGUGCAGACAGGCUCAAUGGGGCAGAGAUUUAUGUCACAAAAAAUUUGCAUUCCAUCGGUUACUCAGCUUACGAAGGUCACAGUAUACCAGCGUACCAAAGUCGCAUAAACCCACAGGUUGCUGUAAUUACUUAUAUCCCAGCAGGCAGGUCUCAUAUAAUAACUCUUAAAAAACCUGUGGAGGGACGUUUUGUGACUGUCGUUUUACCUGGUUAUGAAAGGAUCCUCUCACUCUGUGAAGUGGAAGUCUAUGGCUACCGUGCUCCAACUGGAUUCAACCUGGCAGUCCUCGGAAAAGCCUCACAGUCAUCAUUGUAUUCGUAUCAAUGCGAUGCAUAUCAUGCUAUAGAUGGGCGUCAUACCACCACAUGGGGAGAAGGCAGUUGUUCUUGUACAAAAUCGACACUUAGUCCCUGGUGGCAACUGGACCUUGGCAAAACCCAUAAAGUGAACUCUGUCAAGAUAACCAACACAAAAACAUACCCAAAAUAUCUUGAUGGAGCUGAGAUCCGCAUCGGAAAGUCUCCUGCACAAACUGGCACCAACAAUCCCCGGUGUGCUGUGAUCAGUCACAUCCCUGCAGGUUUUUCGCAGACGUUCGACUGUAAGGGGAUGGACGGUCGCUACAUUAUCAUAGUUGCUCCUGGAAAAACUGUGUAUCUGACCCUGUGUGAGGUGGAGGUGUAUGGCUCUGUAUUGGAUUAGAUCUGUUGAGGUUCAAAAUGUGCAACAAUGGCAAUUUACAUAGCUGGUAUUUAGCUGAUGCUCUUUUAUAGAUUCUGGUAGAAAUCAUAUCUUAAACUUCACUUAUGACAUUGACAUCAUUAGAGACAACAUAUGGUUAGGUCACAGUAAAACUGCAUUAAUAAAUGUUUGAUCACUAGGGGGCAGAAUAAUUUCAAAACAUGCUGACAAA